AAAAAGGAUACAUUCCCUGUCGACCCUCUCCUUGAAGACCCCGGAUCAAACGUCAUCAUUACCAAUGUCGCGGUUCUUAUCAAUGGUCGACAUGACACGAGUCCAGUUGGCAGCAAGCUAGCUUGACAGCCUCACCAACGUCUUCAUCUCGACACAAAUCAUGGUGCGAUGGACCCCACGCUCUUUUUCGAUUUGGAAACGCGCUUCAUUUCUAGCUUUUGUUUUCGUUUUGGCGUUCUUGGUUUGCUCUCCGAGCGAUAAAAAGCAGUCAAAUAGCUUCUUCUCGAGCAGAUAUUCCCAGCCACAGAUAUGCCCACACUCGGCCAUUGCUGAGAAGAUUGUCAUAUCAGUCAAGACGGGAGCUACAGAAGCAGCUGCCAAGAUUCCAAUUCAGCGACAGACGACGUUACGAUGUGCGGAGCACGUUUUCUUCUUUUCUGAUCUCGAGCAAGAUCUCGAGGAGGGGCAGUAUCAUCUACAUGAUGCACUUGACACGAUCUCACCUUUAAUUAUGGACAACAACCAAGAUUUUGACUUCUACAAGAAGCAACGAGCGCUCUGGAGGACGCAGAAGAAUAUCACCGACUUGAAAGGUGCCAAGCAUCCCGUUGCCAAGAGUGACCUCGCUGCGUGGUCGCUAGAUAAGUGGAAGAACAUUCACAUGCUGGAGAAAGUCUGGGCGCUGAAACCAGACAUGGACUGGUAUAUCUUCAUAGACGCAGACACAUACUUGGUCUGGACCAACCUGCUCACCUGGCUGGAGACGCUCGACCCGACAACUCGGACCUUCUAUGGCUCGGUAUCAACUUGGAAUGGUAUCCGAUAUGCCCAUGGCGGUUCUGGGUACAUGAUUUCCAAAGCACUGAUGUAUGAGAUGGCUGUGAAGCAGAAAGGAGUAGCUGCACUAUGGGACGCAAAGUUACACGAUCAUUGCUGUGGCGAUAUUGCUAUCAGUGCAGCGCUGCAAGAUUACGGUGGUACAUUGGAAGGUGUUUGGCCAUUGAUCAGUAGAGAGUCACCCUGGAGCAUGCCAUUUGGUCCAGGUACGCCUGAGUACCGGUGCUGGCCCGCGAUAACCAUGCAUCACUUGACGCCUGUCGGCAUGGAAGAGUUUGUGAAGUUCGAAGAGCAGCGACGCGACAUUUCGGUCCUACUAACGCACUCUGAAAUUCUUCAAGACUUCCUACUUUCACAAAUCCCCGAUUCUCGCUCAGAUUGGGAUAAUCUGGCAUCAGAGGCUGGUGAAUUUGGUCAUACAGGAGGUGUAUUCUCGGAUGCUGCUUCGUUUGAAGAGUGUUCGAAGACUUGCGAGCAGAAUAAAGAUUGCUUACAGUACUCGUACCAUGAGACGACCUGUUCUAUUGGAAAAAGUGUACGACUUGGUCAUGCGAGAGACGCUGAUGAGGAUGGAAGUUGGCAUAGUGGAUGGAACAAGACGAGGCUGGCGGACUGGGUCAAGGCACAGCCCCCCUGUGGCCAUGUUGCUUUUGAGGGAGAGGAUAAUUGAGUACCGGCAAGUCUGUUGUAGCUACAGCUGGAAUGAGUGAAGAUUGUGGGCUUUCUUUAUGGUGCCAAACUAGACUUCAUUCUGGGGCUUGGGCGGUGUCUUGAGAACUGGCGUUUGGUGUUUUGGAGGACCCAGACCUUGAGCUAAACAGAGGAUUCAAGAUUCUUAUGAAGAGUUAAUUGACAUAACCGUGAAAGAUAGGGUUUCCGAGGAGCUUUCGUGUCCAUCAAUUAAUCGUCGGCAUCGUCGUCAUAUACCUAAGUACAAUGCUGCUGCAGUGAGCGCAGCUCCUCCUCCUUCCCAAGCACUUGCCAUUUUCCAGCUCCCACUCUGUUUCCAGAAUACUGCGCUCGUCAACAUCCUCAUCGGUACAGUGAGAACGAAGAAAGCUCUGUUCUCUUGAUAUGCAGCGAGUGUAUAAUAGAUGCCCAUGGCGAUCGCGGCGAGAGAGUUGCCUCUCACAGUCAGCACGUACAAAUUACAGAUGAAGAGUCGGUGCGAUGAUGAUAAGUAGAAAUGGAGAGGAGAUCGGUGCAAAUCGUAGUAUUAUGCUCACCAUUUGUGGCAGGUAUGCAAGAUUCCGCAAGGCCGAGGGAUGAAACUGCGCUUGAUGGGGAGAGCAGGUGCAGGAUUCCCACGGCAAAUGCUGUGACACCGAAAAGGUAUAUGGUAACGGCGGCAAAUGUCGGCAUUUUUAGUUCUGGGUAUGAGUAUAUGAAAUUUGAGGUCAAUGGAGGUCUGUGGAAUAGUAGGUGUACAGAGGGAUGAAAGUUGAAAUUCAGCCCCAGUACUUAGGGAGGUUCUGAUGAGUAAGUCUGUGCGACAGGAAGGCGCUUUUGAUUUGCCAGCUGGUGCCUGCCUCUCUCCCUCGUCCUCCACCGAGUCUACUCUCGUCCUUCGCUGAAAUCGAGAGCCCUUUGCUUUAGUGCUUAUGGCAGCAGAACAUCACAACAACCGAUAUUUAGUUAAGCUACGUAGAGCUCUGGCGGGUUCAAGGCUGCUUAGCAGGAGUACGGUCAAAUUGAUGCAUUUAAAUGAUUCAAGUACUGAAUGAAACAGAUUACUUGAGGGGACGAUUGGUAUAGGACUUUGGGCAUAUGAGACACGAAGGACGAAUAUGUGAAGACAGUGAGAAGUCAAAGUUCAGUGCACGACAUCUGGAAGCGAGCAGCGCCAAAGCAGGAUAGUGCAAUCCUCAGUAGCAAAUACUCAGAUCAGUAACGCCUCUCUGCUAUUUUUAGAAAUGCUUUGACCAAGGAAAAGGCAGGUUUGAACUGCACCUUUGUCUGCACAGGACUCCCUCCGUCACGUGCGUUUGACUCCGCCUACACCUUCGCUACAUCAUUGUAUAUACUGCGGGAAUGGAUUAACAAAGGAAAAUGGAUCAUAGUACAGUGAUUGUCUCAGUAUUUCGUUGUCAUGAAAAGAGAUCAAUUGUUAGGAACAAUAAGUUCACGAGACAACGUACCUAUAUACGCCACCCAGACAAAACACUUUCUUGAUCCAAUAAAAAUGGGAAAAAGCGGACGCGGAGGUAACGGAGGUGGCAGAGGAGGAAAUGGAAAUGGGAACAACAACA
Molecule: messenger RNA, 3086 nt
Organism: Cadophora gregata
Lineage: Eukaryota; Fungi; Ascomycota; Leotiomycetes; Helotiales; Ploettnerulaceae
Exons: 3
Coding region: 161-1507 (448 amino acids)
Source: RefSeq, a predicted model, not a curated record